UAUAAAAGGGCGGUGGAAUCGGUGGUUGGAGCUGCAGCACUCAAUAGACUCUCAGCCUCGUCACACUCUCUCCUCUGCCCUCCUCUGCCAUGGCGUUCAACGGCAAGUGGAAGCUGAUCUCAACCGAUAACUACGAUGAAUUCAUGAAAAUCUGCAAAUUCCCCGACGACGUCAUCGCCAAGGGCCGAGACGCCGUCACGGAGACGACCAUCGAGCAGACCGGAGAUAAGUUCGUCGUGAAGGCGGUCACCAACGGCAAGGAGGUGGUGAACAGCUUCACGCUGGGCCAGGAGACCAGCCUCACUGGGACCCUCGGCACCAGUGCCAAGUGCAUAGCCGUGCUCGAGGGAGGCAAGCUGAUCUACAAGGUGGACAAGCUGACGCACACCCAGGAGGUGAAGGGCGAUGAGCUCAUCGAGAACGUGACGGCUGGAAAUGUGACAAUGAUCAGAAAGCACAAGCGCGUCGCAUAGACGCAACACUCCAUCCUGUGUGCACGAGUCAAGAGCUCCCGAAGCCACGUCCAUGUCACACAUUUUGUCCACGAGUUUGUUUUAAACGAAAAAAAUCGGUAAUGGUGACAUUUCAUCCACAAUCACGUUACAGCUCUACGCACAUUACAAAGCUUGUUUGUUUUUCUAUGGGUGGCUUUUGUCUGUUUAAAUUGAAAGUUGCGAAAUAAAGGUUUAUAAUUCCAA
Petromyzon marinus (sea lamprey) is the source of this 698-nucleotide messenger RNA. RefSeq names its product fatty acid-binding protein, liver-like. Gene Ontology annotation, molecular function: lipid binding. Lineage: Eukaryota; Metazoa; Chordata; Hyperoartia; Petromyzontiformes; Petromyzontidae. The record is from RefSeq and is a predicted model, not a curated record.